GGAGGGAGAGAAAGCGAGGGAGCGUGUAAUCCCUCAAAAUGAAGGCUGUCUAGGUAGGCAGCUCGCUAGGAUUUGAGACACCGUCACCUCUGCGCCUCACAGAGCUCAAACCCUGACCGACUCACAGCGAGCUGAACCUGAGGAGAUACAGCAGGACAGCUCACACACACACACACACACACACACCAGGAGGGACUAUCUUUAACGUCACUCAACACCUUCGAGAGACCCCUACAGGUCAGUGCACUUCAAGACCACCUCUAGUGAGCAGCAGGUGAACACUGCAGAAGAGAACAGCUCGUUUACUUUGUGUCUGCUGACUUACAUACAUGCUGCACAGCCGUUUCAGUAUCAAAAAGCCACCAUUCACUUCGGAUAUGGUGGACACGCAGACGUUUGCCUGGCCCGUGGGAUUCGGCCUGAGCGCCCUGGAGCUGGACGAGCUGGACGACAGCUCGCACUCGAUGGACAUGAAGCCCUUCUCCACGCUGGACUACACCAGCAUCUCGGGCAUCGAGUACGAGCCGAGCCCGGCGCCGAGCGAGCCUCCUCACAUGAUGGACCUGACGCACAUGUACAGCUACAGAGCGCAGGAGAACUACAGCAUCUACAGAGCGCAGGAGAGCGGCUACGCGGCCGAGGAGAGCGGCUACAGAGCACAGCAGACCCAGAAUUCGAUCAAACUUGAACCCGAGUCUCCUCCUCAGUUCGUGGAGAGCAGCCUGUCGUUCUCCAGACCUCACGAAGACCCGUCCAGCUCCGUGCUGAACAUCGAGUGUCGUGUGUGUGGAGACAAGGCCUCGGGCUUUCACUACGGCGUUCACGCCUGCGAGGGCUGCAAGGGAUUCUUCCGCAGAACCAUCCGUCUGAAGCUGGUCUACGAUCACUGCGACCUGCACUGCCGCAUCCACAAGAAGAGUCGCAACAAGUGCCAGUACUGCCGCUUUCAGAAGUGCCUGAUGGUGGGCAUGUCACACAACGCCAUUCGUUUCGGCCGAAUGCCCCAAGCCGAGAAGGAGAAGCUGUUGGCGGAGUUCUCCAGCGACGCUGACCACAUGCACCCCGAGUCUGCGGACCUCCGAGCGCUGGCCAGGCAUCUCUACGAGUCCUACCUGAAGUACUUCCCCCUGACCAAAGCCAAGGCCAGGGCCAUCCUGUCAGGGAAGACCAGCGACAGCGCGCAGCCGUUCGUUAUCCACGACAUGAAGUCUCUGCUGGAGGGCGAGCAGAUGAUCAACUGCAGGCAGAUGCCGUCUCAGGAGCUCCGGCGGGCCGAGAUGGGCAUCAUGCACGAGGUGGAGCUGCGCUUCUUCCACAGCUGCCAGUCGCGCUCGGCCGAGGCUGUCAGCGAGGUCACCGAGUUCGCCAAGAGCAUCCCGGGCUUCGUGGGCCUGGACCUCAACGACCAGGUGACCCUGCUGAAGUACGGCGUCAUCGAGGUCCUCAUCAUCAUGAUGGCGCCGCUCAUGAACAAGGACGGCACGCUCAUCUCCUACGGGCAGAUCUUCAUGACCCGCGAGUUCCUCAAGAGCCUGCGCAAGCCCUUCUGUGAGAUGAUGGAGCCCAAGUUUGAGUUCUCCGUCAAGUUCAACACGCUGGAGCUGGACGACAGCGAGAUGGCUCUGUUCCUGGCCGUCAUCAUCCUCAGCGGAGAUCGUCCGGGUCUGCUGAACGUCAAGCCCAUCGAGGACCUGCAGGAGACGGUUCUUCACUCUCUGGAGCUGCAGCUGAAGACGAACCACCCCGACUCCCUGCAGCUGUUCGCCAAAGUCCUGCAGAAGAUGACGGACCUGCGGCAGCUGGUGACCGAUCACGUGCAGCUGAUCCAGCUGCUGAAGGAGAGCGAGGUGGACUGGUGCUUGCACCCGCUGCUGCAGGAGAUCAUGAGGGACCUGUACUAGCCGGACCGAUGCGCUCGUGUCGUUUGUGCACUGAAACCCUUCGCCGGCGGAGAAACUAGAGCAGCAGCCGCUUGGUGACGAGCGAGAGAGCCGUGUCAGAGAGGGCAGGACCACUGUGAAGACGCUCGACCGGCUGAUUUAAACCACACUUGUGUUUGUGCUUUCAUAGGCCUCGGACGGAAACGUGACACUCCUUAUUUCAUUUUUAAAACGACUUCAACACGGCGCUCUGCCAGUCUGAGACCACGGUGCAGGGGAUUUCUCCAGGUAACUAUGCAAAUAGAAAUACAUUUAUUUAUAUAGAAUUCACCGUGUUCAACUCCUUUAGAAAGACUGUUAAGUCAUGUAGCAUUUUCUGAUUCUUUUUGAUUAAUAUUGCAUAGAUAAUAUGGAAUUUAUAAUUAGUGCUGUCAAAUGAUUAAUUGCAU
Messenger RNA from Puntigrus tetrazona (Sumatra barb), 2329 nucleotides. It is a transcript of the gene pparg, whose product is annotated as peroxisome proliferator-activated receptor gamma. Gene Ontology annotation, molecular function: zinc ion binding; RNA polymerase II cis-regulatory region sequence-specific DNA binding; nuclear receptor activity. Lineage: Eukaryota; Metazoa; Chordata; Actinopteri; Cypriniformes; Cyprinidae. The record is from RefSeq and is a predicted model, not a curated record. Gene Ontology annotation, biological process: regulation of lipid metabolic process; negative regulation of inflammatory response; hormone-mediated signaling pathway. Gene Ontology annotation, cellular component: nucleus. The transcript has 7 exons. The coding region runs from base 330 to 1901 and encodes 523 amino acids.